This is a messenger RNA of Elephantulus edwardii (Cape elephant shrew), 1469 nucleotides long. RefSeq names its product frizzled-related protein (gene FRZB). Bases 209 to 1186 code for a protein of 325 amino acids. The transcript is spliced from 6 exons. Gene Ontology annotation, molecular function: Wnt-protein binding. Gene Ontology annotation, biological process: non-canonical Wnt signaling pathway; canonical Wnt signaling pathway. Lineage: Eukaryota; Metazoa; Chordata; Mammalia; Macroscelidea; Macroscelididae. Gene Ontology annotation, cellular component: cytoplasm. The record is from RefSeq and is a predicted model, not a curated record.
CCGGAGCAGCAACAGCUCGGGGGCUGCAGCUGCAACUGGGCGCAGCUCCUGGGGCCCACUGGGCAGAUUGGAUCCGAGGAAACUGAGCAAUUACAAAGGGAGGAGACGCUUCCAGAUCACCGCGUCCACCCAGGUGUGGAGGAGAAAACGGCGGCCUGCCUUUCGGUGCCCACGCCACCGCUGCACCCUGUCCCAUCCCGCCGGGAGCAUGCUGUGGGGUAGCCCGUGUGGGAUGCUGCUGCCGCGGACCGGGCUGCUCGCCCUGGCUGCGCUCUGCCUGCUCCGGGUGCCCGGAGCCCGGGCAGCAGCCUGCGAGCCAGUCCGCAUUCCCCUGUGCAAGUCCCUGCCCUGGAACAUGACCAAGAUGCCCAACCACCUGCACCACAGCACUCAGGCCAACGCCAUCCUGGCCAUCGAGCAGUUCGAAGGUCUGCUGGGCACCCACUGCAGCCCCGACCUGCUCUUCUUCCUCUGUGCCAUGUACGCGCCCAUCUGCACCAUCGACUUCCAGCACGAGCCCAUCAAGCCCUGCAAGUCGGUGUGCGAGCGCGCCCGGCAGGGCUGCGAACCCAUACUCAUCAAGUACCGCCACUCGUGGCCGGAAAGCCUGGCCUGCGAGGAGCUGCCGGUCUACGACCGGGGCGUGUGCAUCUCUCCCGAGGCCAUCGUCACCGCAGACGGAGCUGAUUUUCCUAUGGAUUCUAGCAAUGGAAACUGUAGAGGGGCAAGCAGUGAACGCUGCAAAUGUAAGCCUAUUAGAGCUACACAGAAGACAUAUUUUCGGAACAAUUACAACUAUGUCAUUCGAGCAAAAGUUAAGGAGGUGAAGACAAAGUGCCAUGAUGUGACAGCUGUGGUUGAAGUGAAGGAGAUUUUGAAGGCUUCUCUGGUAAACAUCCCAAGAGACACGGUGAACCUUUAUACCAGCUCUGGCUGCCUGUGCCCUCCACUUAAUGUUAACGAGGAAUACAUCAUUAUGGGCUAUGAAGAUGAGGAGCGCUCCAGAUUGCUCUUGGUAGAAGGUUCCAUAGCUGAGAAAUGGAAGGAUCGACUUGGUAAAAAAGUGAAGCGUUGGGAUAUGAAGCUCCGUCAUCUUGGACUGAGUAAAAGUGAUUCGAGCCACAGCGAUUCCACUCAGAGUCAGAAGUCUGGCAGAAACUCUAGCCCUCGGCAAACACGCAAUUAAUUUUGAAAUGCAAGAAAGCAUGAUCAGUGGACUUCCUAUUAAGACUUGUAUUGCUGGACUAGCAAAGGAAAAUUGCACUAUUGCACGUCAUAUACUAUUGUUUACUACAAAAAUCAUGUGGUAACUUAUACUACAACGAUUUCCUCUAUUUUCUGCUUUUCUCUACCUAUCCCCCAUCCCUUUUUCAUGAUCUGCCUGCAGAUUCUGAAAUAAUGUUUCUGUUUCACUAAUCAUGGGAAAACUGCUCUGUUGCAAUAAUAGUAAUAAUAAAUUAAAUAUGUUG